ACAUGGCCAAUUACAAACUCUAUUAUUUUAAUGUAACUGGUUUAGCCGAACCGAUUCGAUAUAUAUUACAUUAUUGUGGUAUUAAAUUUGACGAUAUACGUUUUAAUGAUUUUGAAGAGUGGAAAGUUAAAUAUAAGAAAGAAAUGCCGAUGGAGCAAGUACCGGUUUUAGAAAUUGAUGGUGUAAGAUAUCAUCAACAUAAAUCUAUUUGUAGAUAUAUUGGAAGAAAAUUCAAACUUUGUGGCUCUAAUGAAGAAGAAUCGCUUAAAAUUGAUGCUUUGGUCGAUGACAUUGACGAUAUACGCAUUGAUUUCGUGGGCAGACAUUUAUUACGCUGGCAUAUGUGAAAUUAUUUCAAAUAUUUUGGAAUACGAUUUUAAUGAGAAGCAUCCCAAAUUAAAAAACCUUAUUCGCAAUAUCCAAAAUAACAAAAACAUCAAAGCUUACAUUAAAGAACGACCUAUAACCAAAUUAUAAAUAAUACAAAAUAAAUAUUAAUGAACAGCCGACU
Molecule: messenger RNA, 511 nt
Organism: Ceratosolen solmsi marchali
Lineage: Eukaryota; Metazoa; Arthropoda; Insecta; Hymenoptera; Agaonidae
Product: glutathione S-transferase-like
Exons: 3
Coding region: 3-347 (114 amino acids)
Biological process (GO): glutathione metabolic process
Molecular function (GO): glutathione transferase activity
Source: RefSeq, a predicted model, not a curated record